CCAUAAUGCAAAAUAUUUGUCGAGAGAGAGGCAAAGUUUUCGCAGGUGCGUGUGAAUUUGAUCGUUGGUUUGGAACCAUUAGUUGCUGCUAUUUCGUGAACUAACAUCCCCAUUGUUCGCAAGAAUGCUUAAAACAUUACUUAAUUUUCAUUUACCUAUGGGGAUCUCGAGUUAAAUAAAACUUUUUUUUUUACUAAAAGACUUCCCGCAUCAGGUCAAUAAGACUUUUUACAAAGGAAUAUUUUGUUCUACUGCGGUGCAAAAGCAGAACAGUUUAUAGAAUAUAGAGGCAUGUGUAAGAUGUAAUGGAAUCUAAUUACCUUUCGGUGCAGGUUUUUAUCUUGCGUGCCGGAAAAAGAAGGAAGACAGUUAUGCGAGCCGUAAGGAAUCAAAUGCUCGAUGAUGAACAUCACUUUCAUUAAUUGUGAUACUUUUACAUUUCACUGUAAGGAUUUAAAACAUGGGACAGGGCGCAGCAAAACGGGAGAUUGAUAAAGGAACGCGAUUAUACGGCGAGCAAAAAUUUGACGCUGCAAUCAACGAAUGGAAAAGUGCUUUAAGAAGAAUGACUAAGAAAGAGAAACUGCCUGACAAAUUCAACACUUUAAAUUAUCUAUGCAUGGCUUAUUUUGAUACAGGGAAAUACCGGGAAGUCAUCGCGUGUGCAAACCAGCAACUGGAAAUGCUUAAUUCCAAAACCAUGUGCAAUAACGCCGAUUUUAUGCAGGAAGCAUAUUUCAAUCUUGCUCGAGGAUAUGAAAAGUUAUCAGAAUUCAAGAAAAGCAUUUCAUACGCGAAAGGCUGCAUAGAAAAGGAACAGAACAACGAAAAUGCGAAAGACAUAAUGUCCUUUGCCACCAUUUGUCUUGCCAAGGCCUACCAUGGUCUAAGCGACUUUUAUAACGCCAUCAAUAAUUUUGACUGCGUUCUGAAUAAGACAGAAAAUAAUCCGUCCCUACACAUGAGGUUUCUAGUCUUUGAGAGCCUCGGACAGCUGUUUUCUAAACUGAAGGACUAUGACACGGCGCAUCUGUAUUACGAUAGGUGUCUGGAUAUCAUACUGCAAGACGCUGUCACAUUGGCGAAGUACAAGAGGCGGAUCCAGUGUCAAAUCGCUCUACCGAUGCUUCACAUGGGACGCUUCAAUGACGCAAUGGAGCAAUGUGAGCUGUCGAUGAAGGAUGCCAUGUUGAGAGCCGACCGCCCCGUCCAAGCCCGCUGUCUGUUUACAUUUGCAGAAAUUCACAGGAAGAGGAAGGACUUUGAGAGAUCGUUCCCGCGGUACGAGUCGGCUUACGCCCUCUUUGUAGAAAUGGGGGACCGUCUGAACCAAGUAGAGGUGCUGGGAGGAAUGGCAAAGUGUAUGGCGGCUCUCAAGGAUUUUGAACAGGCAAUAGAAAUCAAUCAUAAAGCAAAUCAACUAGCAGAGGAUAUUGGGAACAAGAUUGGUAUACUGGAUUGUAAUAUAAGACUAGCAGAGUUGUAUAUCUUCACUGGAAACUCGUUCGCCGCUCACCAAUGUGAAGAGAGCUUGUCGCGUCUAACGGCAGAAUUGGAACUCUUUUGUGGGGUGUGUGGGGAGAGUAUGGGCCAAAUUCCAGAGCAUCUAGACAAAUUACAGUGUGGUCAUCUUAUACAUUCAAAGUGUACGCCCCACCUGGCCCGCUACACCUGGGGCAGGAAGGGCCGGAAACGACCAUGUCCCUCCUGUCGGAAUCGCUCGUCCGGAAACCCCGUCCUCUCCCGGUAACCCGCGUAUAUCUGUGUGGCAUACAUGUAUAAAACCGCAACAUAUUUAAUACAAUUGUUUUAUGUUGUAUAAUUAUUUGCUACAUGUUCUUACUUGUAUGUAAUACUUGACAAUAAUUCAUGUGUUUUAUGAUUUGUUUACAUUUUGUUAAUAAAAGAAGAAA
This is a messenger RNA of Magallana angulata, 1913 nucleotides long. RefSeq names its product 43 kDa receptor-associated protein of the synapse-like. Bases 461 to 1750 code for a protein of 429 amino acids. Gene Ontology annotation, molecular function: acetylcholine receptor binding; protein-membrane adaptor activity. NCBI's taxonomy places the organism in Eukaryota, Metazoa, Mollusca, Bivalvia, Ostreida, Ostreidae. Gene Ontology annotation, biological process: chemical synaptic transmission. The record is from RefSeq and is a predicted model, not a curated record. The transcript has 6 exons.